GAAAAGACCGUCGCAAUUUUUUUAAAAGAGCGAGAGACGGCGGCUUGACCAGCUUCAUCGUCGGAGUCGAUAAAUAGAGGCGUCUUCAUGAUCUUGCUCAUAUAAUCCUCCUAAUUAAAGCAACAAAGUUCAAAUCAAUGGCGACGAAGCCGACGGUGGUGUUCUAUCCGGUGGACGGCAUGGGCCACGUGGUUCCCAUGGUCGAGUUGGCUAAGCUCUUCGUCCUUCACGACUUCGCCGCCGUCGUCGUCCUCAUGCACACACACACAAAGCACCCUUCCUUCGACCCCUUCGUCGCCCGCGUUUCCGCCUCCCAUCCUUCCAUCUCCUUCCAUCCGCUCCCGCCAACGGCUGAAUCCGUCGACGAAACGAUCAUUUAUCCCGUCAGGCAGAACAAUCCCCAGUUCCUCCGAUUCCUCUCUUCCUAUCGCCAGAAAUCCGACGUCCGCGCCGUCAUCCUCGAUUUCUUCUGCACAGAUGCGCUCGACGUCGCCGCCGAGCUCGGACUCCGCACCCACGUCUUCUUUCCCUCCGGUGCCUCCGUCCUCUCCCUUUUCCUCUACCUCCCGACCAUGUACGCCGCCAUGGACGUCAGCUUCGGAGACCUCGGCGAUGCGCCGCUUCACUACCCGGGGAUGCACCCCGUCCCGGCCUCCCACAUGCCCAGAUCGAUGAUGAACCGCGAAAACGUUAUGUUUAAGAAGAUGCUGCGCCUGCUCGAUCGCUUACCCGACGCCGACGCCAUCCUUAUCAACUCGUUCGAUCUCUUCGAAGCAGAGGCCGUCCAGACUCUUCGAAGUGGGGUGUGCGUUCCGGGCCGUCGGAUGCCGAGGGUUUACUGCGUCGGCCCGUUGGCCGUCGACGCGAGCGAAGGCAUCGGAGAAAGAAAGGGCGAAAGGGCUGCGUGCUUAGCGUGGUUGGAUGCGCAGCCACGCGGCAGUGUGAUUUUUCUCUGUUUCGGUAGCAUGGGGUCGUUCUCGGCGGAUCAACUCAAUCAGAUUGCCACUGGCUUGGAAAGGAGUGGCCAGCGUUUCCUGUGGGUAGUCCGGGCUCCGCCUAGUGUAAAUGGAGUGACCCAGCCUCCGUCGGAGCCGGACUUGGAUGAUCUGAUGCCGGAGGGAUUCUUGGAGCGGACCAAGAAGAGGGGGUUGGUGGUGAACUCGUGGGCGCCGCAGGUGGAGGUGCUGAAUCAUGCUUCGGUGGGGGUUUUCGUGACGCACUGCGGGUGGAACUCGGUGCUGGAGGCGAUCACCGCCGGGGUGGCGAUGGUGGCGUGGCCGCUGUACGCGGAGCAGCGAUUGAACAAGGUGUUUCUGGUGGAUCAGAUGAAGUUGGCGGUGGCGAUGGAGGGGUACGACAGAGAAAUGGUGACGGCGGAGCAGUUGGAGACGAAACUAAGGUGGGCGAUGGAGUCGGAGGGAGGGAUGGAAUUGAGGAAGCGGGCGGCGGCGAUGAAGGCAAGAGCGGCGGAAGCGAGGCGUGAAGUGGGGUCGUCGCAACUGGCUAUACUGGAAUUGACCGCUAGAGAAAGUCAAAGUAACGUUGACUAA
This is a messenger RNA of Zingiber officinale, 1550 nucleotides long. RefSeq names its product anthocyanidin 5,3-O-glucosyltransferase-like. Lineage: Eukaryota; Viridiplantae; Streptophyta; Magnoliopsida; Zingiberales; Zingiberaceae. The transcript has a single exon. Gene Ontology annotation, molecular function: UDP-glycosyltransferase activity. The record is from RefSeq and is a predicted model, not a curated record. Bases 138 to 1550 code for a protein of 470 amino acids.